Molecule: messenger RNA, 180 nt
Organism: Penicillium mononematosum
Lineage: Eukaryota; Fungi; Ascomycota; Eurotiomycetes; Eurotiales; Aspergillaceae
Exons: 1
Coding region: 1-180 (59 amino acids)
Source: RefSeq, a predicted model, not a curated record
AUGAGGUUGUUCCUCCACCUUCGUAAACACCCUGACGAGCGGACUCCCUGGCAGAACUCCGAAUUUAUGAGGCUGGGCUCGCUGAAGAGACAAUUGCCGAUAGAAGAGUCAUUGGGUCUGAUGAGCCUAGCCAAAAAGGCCAGGCAUCGCUAUGAUGAGGAUGGGGAUGCGGAUCAAUAA